AUGGUGUGUGCCUGCCUUGUCACAGUGUUACUUGUUCUCUAUGUACUAUUUGACGUAAAUUAUUUCCUAAGGAUCUUGUUUACGUUAGGCUCGGGCAGGCUGUUACAAAAGAGAAAGAAGAUUUUCGACACCACAGUCAUCUAUGGUAUAUGCACUACGCAAGAUGUGGAUCUAUUUCUAAAACAUAUGAACAAUGCCAGAUAUCUCCGGGAACUGGACUUUGCGCGUUUCCAUUAUUAUGAUCUCUCUGGAAUUUACGCGGCAGCUUCAAAAAGAGGUGGGGGCGCAGUACAAGGUGCUUCGUUGACUCGAUAUCGCCGACCUAUUCCUAUUUUCACACCGUACAAAAUUACUACGAAGUUAAUAUACUGGGAAGACAAGCACUUUUAUCUGGAGCAUGAAUUCAUUAGUUUGACGGACAACUUCGUACGUGCUGUUGUCCUUAGCAGACAAACUGUCACAAAUUUGAAGAGCCCAGUCUCGGAACUAAUCGCUGAACUGGAGCCAAACGCGCAACGACCUGCCAUAACCAAGGAGUUAGAAUUAUGGAUCGCUUCUAUGGAGGAGUCUUCUCAAAGAUAUAAGAAGCAUAAUUGA
This is a messenger RNA of Heterotrigona itama, 597 nucleotides long. The record is from the annotation of a GenBank genome assembly. NCBI's taxonomy places the organism in Eukaryota, Metazoa, Arthropoda, Insecta, Hymenoptera, Apidae.